Messenger RNA from Heterostelium album PN500, 291 nucleotides. RefSeq lists its product as uncharacterized. Bases 1 to 291 code for a protein of 96 amino acids. The record is from RefSeq and is a predicted model, not a curated record. NCBI's taxonomy places the organism in Eukaryota, Evosea, Eumycetozoa, Acytosteliales, Acytosteliaceae. The transcript is spliced from 3 exons.
AUGCAAUUUCAAGCAUUGAGAUUAUUCGAGAGAGCCAGCAAACGUGUUCCACUUAUUAGAUUCCCAAAUAGAAAAGCUGGAGAAACACACAUUUCAUAUGAACAACCAAAAGUAGCAUCUACAGCAUCAGUACCACCACAAGCACAACCACCAAAGAAGAAAGGUAAUCAUGUAUAUAUCACUGCUGACCAAGCUCCAAAGAGAUUACCAAUGAAGGAUGAUGAAAUCGAUAUGAUCAUGCUUGGUGGAAUCAAAGAAGUUGCACCACCUCCAAAGAAAUCGAAAAAGUAA